GGGGAGGUGGGGCGGGAAGGUGAACGGAACGAAGCUCUGCGCGGGCUUGCGAGCAAACCAAAGAAACUACGGCGCUUUGACUUGGCCACAGGUUGCUGUAUAGGGGUAUGGGGUCGUUCCGUAGAGGGGCCAGCCUGGGCUGCGGGCUGGAGAACAGACACUUCCGCCGUUAUCUGAGAAUGCCGCUGAUCGUGAGCAUCAUUCGUAUUGGAAAGCGGGCGCGAAGGUGAGCGCGUAAUGGGCCGGGAUUCUCGGCGCUCAGCGAUGGAUUCAGAGGCGCGGGAUGACGGGAUGGUGCUGAGUCUAGGGCGCAGGUCCCCGUCGUCAACGCGCGAAAGCCGGUCUUCAACCUCUCCGUAACUUGGAUUUCGAGCGUGCGACGCGGCGCGCUGGGAGGCUGGUUCGACCUCCGCUGAGCGGGAGCGACGCUUGAGCACGUUGCGCUGCUGGGCCGAUGCGGACGGCGAGCGACUUCGGAGGCGGGCGCGCAGAGAACCGUAGAACUGGAACACGCGAGAGCCACGCGUGAGGCCCGUCGCAGGACCUGCUGGGGGAAGCGGACGACUUGCCUUGGAUGCGGACGACGACUUGGGCUGGUCGACCAUCUCGAUGGCGGAGUCUCCGACGUCCAUGUCCUCAUGGGUCGAUGGCCGCUCUGAUGCAUACUCUGACGAAAACACACUUUCUUCCGGAGAGGACCCAGCCGGUAGCAGAGAUUCCUCGGUGGGUGUUUGCGGUGUCGCCCGUUGUAUCGAGCGAGUGUGGAUGAGGGACGGGAGCUCUUGGGAGAGCUGCUUGAAGAUGCCCCUUGCGCGAGGCCCGGACGCAGAUGGUGACCGCACGGCCAGGUGCGAGUGGACGGAAGGCGACCGACUGAAUUGGGAACGAGAUCGCGUGGAGGCCACGACGGACGCCGUGCUCGUUGAUGCGGAGGCGCCUGGCAAAUCCUCUGUCGUCGCUGCCAUUGUCGCUCAAUGGACUUGCAGACCACUCCCUUCGUCCACUCGUCGUCUUGGGUGGCCGCAAACAUCUUUCGAAACCAGUCGAUCACCGUUUCUCAUCAACAUUCCCACGGUCGGUGCGUGUACACGACGCCGAAUACGAUGGCUUUGAACGUCGCCGCCAGCCUGGACAACUCGCCCUGAGGCCUGCAGGCGUGGCGGCGGCGACGCACGACAGCGGCACGACCGAAACGAAUGAGUGGCUGUGUUUGGCGAUCACUUGAGAGGAACGGGCACUGGGCUGCUGGCGGCUAUGUCUCUCCUACACUCUUUGAGCUAUGCUGCCGCGAUCCUCGCAUUCUGCUUUGUAGUGCUUUCGCUGGCUAGCGGCCUUCUCUGGGUAUCCGAACUAAUAGAAGAACAUACCAGGACAGCGAAGACUGUGGGAAAGCGGGGGAUUUAUAUCAUUAUACUUCUCCAUGUUCUCCUUUACGUCUCUGACUCCUUGCCGUUACCCCAGACACUCUUCUCCGUCGCCUGCCAUGUCGUCUAUCUACAAAAUUUCUCUUCGACCUGGCCUCUCAUUUCGCUCUCCUCCCCAUCCUUCCUCGCCUCUUGCGUGCUCGUGGUAGCAGACCACUUCCUGUGGUUCUUCUACUUCGCUCGUAUCACGCAAGACGCAAGACACAGACGGCACGGCAGGACUUCCGUCGGCUCAAAAUCCGUACCAGGGUUUGCGGACAUUGCGACGUUCUUCGGGAUAUGCGUUUGGCUCGCGCCGCUCUUCCUGUUCUUGAGCCUCAGUGCAAACGACAACGCGCUGCCAACACAGUCAGGCGGAGCGGCCCCCUCCUCACCCUCCACCCCCGUACACACUCGUCCGCGAGGAUCGCUCUUCAAAUCUCUCCUCAAGCUCCGCCCCUCGGGGAGCGACGGUAUCAUCGCGCCGCACAGCCCGAUGCCGACCACCCCGACCCGAUCCUCGAGCUUCAGCAGCUUGAACAUCCACGCGCUCAACAAUCAGCCCUCGAGCCCGAUACUGCGAUCAACUAGUCCGCAUGCAUACGGCGGGCGCACGUCAAUCGACGACGUAGGCGAUUCGCGGUUCAUGCUCAGCCCGCCGCCACGGCGGGGAUCGAGUCCAGGCCCUCCGUCGUCCAUGGCUGGUGUGACUACACCUACACCUCGACGAACGAAUGUAGGCCUCGGCCUCCGGCGCUUGCCCAGUUCUGCGAAUACGGCGACCGUAGACGGCCUUGUGUCGCGUUAGCACGGUUUCCGCAUGUGUACAUUGCAUGCUUGCGUUAAUGAUCCAAUGAGUUGAAUGUUUCGG
Punctularia strigosozonata HHB-11173 SS5 is the source of this 2274-nucleotide messenger RNA. Its product is annotated as DUF396-domain-containing protein. Gene Ontology annotation, biological process: endoplasmic reticulum to Golgi vesicle-mediated transport. The transcript has 8 exons. Bases 1255 to 2211 code for a protein of 318 amino acids. Gene Ontology annotation, molecular function: COPII receptor activity. The record is from RefSeq and is a predicted model, not a curated record. Gene Ontology annotation, cellular component: Golgi membrane; COPII-coated ER to Golgi transport vesicle; endoplasmic reticulum membrane. NCBI's taxonomy places the organism in Eukaryota, Fungi, Basidiomycota, Agaricomycetes, Corticiales, Punctulariaceae.